UGUCUUUCUCUCUCUGUCUCUAUCUCCCUAUCCGCUGAUAUGGCAUCGCAUUCAGUGUUCGGAUCGGCCUCUUUCGGUCUCUGAGAAGCCUCCUCUGCUCAUGCUCAGGUUGUUUAGAUGGGAAAGCUUAUUUUAACCUGGCUGGUCACAUUGGCCAAUAUAGUAGAGAAAAUGGCCUUGUUAUUUUUUCCUCCCAUGUGAUGGAAAUGGUUUGAGUGGUUGAUGAAUAUGUCAUAGGAGUUUACACCCAAAACUUCACUGCAUGGAAGAUCACACAUUUGUUGUUGGUCAAAAAUUCCCUGAUGUAAAAGCAUUCCGCAAUGCAAUUAAAGAAGCAGCUAUUGCGCAGCAUUUUGAGCUUCAUAUCAUUAAAAGUGACUUGAUACGUUAUUUUGCCAAGUGUGCAUCAGAUGGCUGUCCAUGGCGCAUUCGUGCUGUCAAACUCCCUGAUGCUCCUACCUUUACAAUUAGAAGUCUUGAGGGGACACAUACUUGUGGGAGAAAUGCACAUAAUGGGCACCACCAGGCUUCUGUUGAUUGGAUUGUGAGUUUUAUUGAGGAAAGACUGCGAGAUAAUAUCAAUUACAAACCAAAAGAUAUUUUACAUGACAUCCAUAAGCAAUAUGGGAUAACAAUACCAUAUAAGCAAGCUUGGCGUGCAAAGGAACGUGGCCUUGCUGCAAUAUAUGGCUCCUCUGAAGAAGGAUAUUGCCUACUUCCUGCAUUUUGCGAGCAGAUAAAGAAAACCAAUCCUGGAAGUUUUGCAGAGGUGUUUACCGCAGGUGCAGAUAACCGUUUUCAGAGGCUUUUUGUUUCUUUUUAUGCAUCGAUACAUGGCUUCCUUAAUGGUUGUUUGCCCAUUGUUGGACUUGGGGCAAUCCAACUGCAAAGCAAAUACCUUAGCACAUUCCUUUCAGCAACGUCAUUUGAUGCUGAUGGUGGGUUGUUCCCACUUGCAUUUGGUGUUGUUGAUGUUGAAAAUGAUGAAAGCUGGACUUGGUUUUUGUCCCAGUUGCACAAGACACUUGAGGUAAAUAGUGAAACCGUCCCGCCAAUGAUAUUCUUGUCAGAGGGACAAAAAGGUAUUAUGGAUUCAGUAAGAAGGAAGUUCCCUAAUUCUUUUCAUGCAUUCUGCAUGCGUCACUUAAGUGAAAGUAUUGGCAAAGAGUUCAAGAAUUCUAGGCUUGUCCAACUUCUGUGGAAGGCAGCAUAUGCCACCACAACCUCUGCUUUUAGAGAAAAAAUGGCCGAAAUAGAAGAGGUUUCUUCUGAAGCUGCUAAAUGGUUACAGCAGUUUCACCCAUCUGAGUGGUCUCUAGUACAUUUUGAAGGAACACGAUAUGGUCAUUUGUCCUCUAAUGUUGAGGAGUUCAAUAAAUGGAUUUUCGAAGCCCGGGAGCUGCCAAUUAUUCAGGUGAUUGAGCGGAUUCAUAACAAGCUCAAGACUGAGUUUGAUGACAGGCGUUUGAAGAGCAAUUCAUGGUUCUCUGUACUCACUCCAUAUGCCGAGAGGCGAAUGAUGGAGGCUAUUACCUGUGCAUCCACAUAUCAAGUCCUUAGAUCAGAUGAAGUGGAAUUUGAGGUUCUCUCAGGUGAUCGCUCAGAUAUUGUGAAUAUUGGUAGCCAUAGCUGUUCUUGCCGUGAUUGGCAGCUAUAUGGAAUACCAUGUUCUCAUGCUGUUGCAGCUCUGAUGUCAUGUAGAAAGGAUGUCUAUGCUUUUACCGAGAAGUGUUUUACUGCUGGUAGUUACAGAGAGACCUAUGCAGAGGAAAUACAUGCCAUCCCUGAGAAACUUGAAUGGAGAAAAACAGAUGAGACUUCCACCGAUGACAAAGCUGUACUUGUACGGCCGCCCAAAUUCCGGAGACCACCAGGACGCCCUGAGAAGAAAAGAAUUUGUGUUGAGGACCUUAAUCGAGAGAAGCAUACAGUGCAUUGUAGUCGGUGUAAUCAAACUGGACAUUACAAGACAACGUGCAAAGCAGAGAUUAGUCAUAGUAUAGAACAGUUUUAGGUGUCUAAUUUUGUACUCUUAGGUCACAUGAACUAGCAUGGUUAGCAUCUAGGGACAAAAUGUUAAGGAUGUACCCAUUAUUUAGGCUAUGUAAAAAAUUUAUUCAACUCAAUCUGCAUGUAUAAACUGAAGUAACUUUGUAAGAUUGUCAGGCUUGUAAUCAAAAGCAAGUUCUAGCCGUCCCUUGGCUCAUAUGUUUUGAA
Messenger RNA from Neltuma alba, 2217 nucleotides. RefSeq lists its product as uncharacterized. The transcript is spliced from 2 exons. Gene Ontology annotation, molecular function: zinc ion binding. Bases 263 to 2014 code for a protein of 583 amino acids. NCBI's taxonomy places the organism in Eukaryota, Viridiplantae, Streptophyta, Magnoliopsida, Fabales, Fabaceae. The record is from RefSeq and is a predicted model, not a curated record.